AGUUAACGCCUGCGCAAUGAAGCUAAGCAGCCCUCGGAGCUUGGCAAGCCGGCCUUGAUGGCUAAGCGCAAAGCGGAGGCGGUGGCCUGUCGCGCGCCUUGCCAGCCGCGCUCUUUCCCGCACGCGCCUCCUUCGAAGCGCUCGCGGAGCGAUCUCGAACGGUGGGAAUCGCGAGGCGCAGCGCGCUGGCUGGAAAACGGCGGCGAGAAGAAGCGCAAAUGGACGGUGGCGGCGGGAGGCGACGAGGCGGAGGCCGGAGGCAAGAGGCUCGCAGAAGGAACGGCGCGGCGGGAGCCCGAGCAACGGCUUCCUAUAGACGCCGGUAUGGCGACCGAAGCGGCGGCCCUCGCCGGAGGAGAUGCAACGGGCAGUCAGGGCGGGCCCCAAAAGCCUGAAGACGACGUUUGGCACUACAACUCCUUCCAGUUCUGGAAGUUACCAUUACCUGCCAUUGAUUUGUCUGAUAUUCAAGAAUUAGAAAAAGGCUCCAUAACAGAAACAAGAUCUUCCAGUAGUCCCUCACUAUCAGAAAUGGAAACCUGAAGAAUAAUCUAUUGGUAUAGACUGUGGAGUGUGGUUACUGUUUUGUACUGUUGUUGCUUGAAAGUGUAAGCAGAAUUGAUACUAUGAAGGUAUUAAAUAUAAUUUGGAGGAAGGGUAACUUCUCCCAAAUUUUUCUAAAAUGAAGGAGUCAUGCUGUAGAAUUCAUCAAAGACUAACUAGAGAAGGUAUCAAUGUAUAGAACAAGUGGAUUGUGAAAUUUAGAGGUUUAUAUGAACAAAAUUUUUUUAGUUCAUUGCCAGUAGAAAUGAAAAAUGCAAAGGGGUGUGGGCUAUUGUAUUGCUAUGGAAAAGAGUACAAGAUUAUAUAUAUAUCUUCCAGUAUAUAUAUAUAGUGUGUAUAUAUAUAUAUAUACUUCCAGUAUAUAUAUACUUCCAGUAUAUAUAUAUAUAGUAUAUAUAUAUAUAUAGUUAUGGCUAGAAAAGAUUUAUUGCUGAGAGUAAUUUAAAUCAGUUAUUUGAUUAUAACGGUUACUUGGGUAAUAAUGUUAAGAAUUUCUAGCAAUUUGCAGACAAAAUUGAAGAAUCAUGAUAGAAAAUGAUAAGAAACCUGUACGUUGGGCCAACUGAUGGAGGGUCUGGACAUAUUUACAAAAAGUGGUUUGCAGCUGGACUGUUCCAGGAGGGAAGUUGCAGUCAGCUUGGAGUAUCUUAAUUGUUAACAGAUUUAGACUGAAAUAAAUCUAGAAGAGUCUUAAAGGAUGAAUAAAGUUAAAUUAGUACACUUAAACCCCCUUUCUCUUCCUUUCCAUGUGGUCCCUAUGGCUGCCCUAGUCUUUCCAUUUUUAUUCACUCCACCUACCUUGUUUUGCACACCACUACCACCACGUUCAAAUACAAGUGGGUCUUGCUAUAUUUUCUCUUGAGUCACCACUUCAGUGCAUAUUCAAUUAGUCCGCUCCUCCCCAUCUUCUUGUGCUUACUUACUCCAUUAUGUUCCUUUAGCUGCAUGCUGCCCAUGUUCACUAGCUUGCCUUCACCAUAACUUGAGCAUAUUAAAAUUAUUCUUUAUUGUCUAAUAAAAUUUCUGCUGACUUCUUAAAACAGUGAAAAAAAUGCUGUUUAUAAAUUAAAAUAAUUCACAUAAAUGAUUUCUUAUUUAUAAUGGUAUUUUCACUUAUAUCUAGAUACCAUUUCAGUAAACUCAAUAAACAAGCAUAGGCAAUGUUUGUAGACUUUUUUAACUAAGCGCAUGUUGAAAUAAUUUUUCUUGUAGAAAAUAAUAAAUAAUAAGACUUCUGUAUAUACUUUCACUGACUUUCCAUAUUUUUCCAACAGUUGUACCGUUCGCUUUAUGUUAAAUUAUAACUGCAUGUAAGCUACAAACUUAGUUUUCCAUGUUUCCAGGCCUGCUGAACUUAGUCUUUGUUCUAAGAGGCUAAAGUUUGGUUAGCAAUUUCAGAUUUUUUUUUUCUCUUAAAAAUACAAAUGCUCCUACAUAGCAGCCUCUUUCUAAUUUUGUACUUAAAUCGUGUUUGCUGUGUUCAUAAGAAUUCAGUAUCAAACUUUUCAGUGCAGAAGAAAAAGCAAGUAUAGUCUUCUUUUUCCUCCAUUCUUCUCCAUUUAUCUGUUGGCUAUUGAAUGAAAGAAAGUUGCAAGAUUUCAGCAACCUAAACAUUCCUGUUCUUUUACCAGCAUUAUUUCAUUACUGUGAAUCAUGAACCAAAGAAACUGGUUUGAGAGAAUAAGACAGAGAAUAAAUGAUCAAAAGAAGCUACCCUUGUAAAAGGAACUAUUAUCUGAAAAAUGCAUAAGGUCACUUACCUUAUGAACACAUUCUUGGAUAGCCAUAAGUUAUUAUUGUAUUUUAAUUAAAAUGUGUAUUGUAAAUCAGA
Molecule: messenger RNA, 2395 nt
Organism: Crotalus tigris (Tiger rattlesnake)
Lineage: Eukaryota; Metazoa; Chordata; Lepidosauria; Squamata; Viperidae
Gene: CUNH9orf40
Product: chromosome unknown C9orf40 homolog
Exons: 2
Coding region: 58-543 (161 amino acids)
Source: RefSeq, a predicted model, not a curated record